UCGAACCAUCUGUCUUGCAAAGAAAAAGCAAUCUCACCAUUUCCAAUUUCCGACAAUGUGUGGCCUUCGACUUCUGGCAGCAUGGAGGAUUGUGGGAAUGGUGAAAACAUGGCUGCCGACGUCUUGGACCCUUUCAAGGUAAAGGAGGCAUUGGAAAAUAAGUCAGAGCUGAAGGAGGUAGACACACCAAAGCCGCCGGACACACUCACCUCAUCUCAGUCUGAGAAUCAGAAUGAGAGUCCGACUGAUAAACCAAAGUAUUCUUACAUCGCACUUAUCACCAUGGCCAUAGAGAGCUCCAAGGGCAUGAUGACCCUGAGCGAGAUCUACACCUUCAUCAUGGACCGCUUCCCCUACUUCAGGACCAACCUGCAGCGCUGGCAGAACUCCGUCCGCCACAACCUCUCCCUGAACGACUGCUUCGUCAAGAUUCCGCGGUCCCCGGGAAAACCGGGCAAAGGGAACUAUUGGGCCCUGCACCCUUCCUGCCGGGAUAUGUUCAGGAACGGCAAGUUCCUGCGAAGGAACCGGCGUUUCAAGCUUGACAAGGGGAAUCCCAGACCUUACCCCUUGGGUUGCUCGUCGCAGGUGGAGUCAUAUCAUCACAACGGGAUGUACAACGCAACAACCAGCUACCGCCAGCCAUAUCCACAGUUCCCCCACCUGAACUGUUUAGGGUCCCCAAGGUUCCUUCCAGCUCAUCCCCAACAUCUGGGACAUCAGCAGUACACAAAUAUUGCUGGUACCAAAGCUUUGCAGCAGCCGGGACCGGGGUGCUUCGCUUUUGGGGCACAAUCACAUCCAACACCCCAGAUGUCAUGUAUGUAUGGGCCAUAUGGGUACCCCAGAUACCAGAAUCCCUCCCAGAGUUCUCACCCACUGGCAGUGCCGGAGGUGGCCUCCCGUUCGCCUCCAGGGUACAGCAGCGUGCAGCAGAUACCAUACUCCUACGACCCUCACAUGCAGAGAUUUCACUUAAAACAAAUUAAUCCGCAAGUGCAGUCUACUCCCGUUGUCUCUCAUCAGUAA
Messenger RNA from Pomacea canaliculata, 1029 nucleotides. RefSeq names its product forkhead box protein B2-like. The record is from RefSeq and is a predicted model, not a curated record. NCBI's taxonomy places the organism in Eukaryota, Metazoa, Mollusca, Gastropoda, Architaenioglossa, Ampullariidae. Gene Ontology annotation, biological process: cell differentiation; regulation of transcription by RNA polymerase II; anatomical structure morphogenesis. Gene Ontology annotation, molecular function: DNA-binding transcription factor activity, RNA polymerase II-specific; RNA polymerase II cis-regulatory region sequence-specific DNA binding.